Penicillium brasilianum is the source of this 3146-nucleotide messenger RNA. Lineage: Eukaryota; Fungi; Ascomycota; Eurotiomycetes; Eurotiales; Aspergillaceae. The record is from the annotation of a GenBank genome assembly.
AUGAGCUUUGGCUUUAGUAUUGGUGACUUUUUGACGGUCUUCGAGCAUGCCAAUAAGCUUCGAAAACGGUUUAUUAAUGCGCCGGCGCAAUUCGAUGCGCUAUCCGAGCAAGUUCGAAACCUCUCCAUUGUGGUUCAUGACGAAGAUCUUGCCUUAACGAAUGCGGUCCUCGACAACCAGCUAAAGGCGGACGUGAGAAAGAUAACAACUAGCUGUGGAGACGUCCUCGCAGAAAUUGAAAGAACACUUCAGCGAUAUGACGAGUUAGAGACCGGCCAUGGUGUCAAGAAGGCUUGGAAACGGUUGAGAUGGGAUCAGGAUGAAAUUCGUGAACUUCAGGAUCGAGUUUGCUGCAACAUCAACCUCAUCAAGGGGAUAAACGGCCGCCUCACUCGCGACAACGUUGUGGAACUGCUGGAACACCAGAAAGACGAGCAGCAUCAGGCUUGCCUGGACUGGUUGUCGUCUACGGGUUACGCAGAAGUGCAAAGUGAGUAUGUGAGUCAACGGCAACCCGGGACUGGCGAGUGGCUUCUUGAGUCUUCCAACUUUCAGGACUGGGUAUCAAAGCCUGGAGCGACUUUAUUCUGUCCAGGAAUUCCUGGGGCCGGCAAAUCGAUUCUGGCUUCCGUCGUCAUUGAAGAGCUGAACACUCGCUACGAGUUUGAUUCGACCGUUGGGAUUGCCUAUUUCUUCUGCAGCUUCCAGACUAAUGAUGAUCAGAGCCAAAAGAUAGAGAGUCUACUCGCUUGUUUUCUCCGUCAGAUAGCCCAGAGUCUGCCACAAAUACCUGAAAGUCUCAAAGUCCUGUUCCAGAAGCACAGGGGCCGAGGGUCGCGACCGUCACUGGAUGAAUAUUUUUCAAGCUUAAGGUCUACUCUGAAGCAUUUAUCGCGGACUUUCAUCGUCAUCGAUGCACUGGAUGAAUGCCACUUUUCAACGAUAGCGCGUCUCUUGGAUAUGAUAUUAGAGCUUCAGGCUCCGGGCAACCUCAACCUUCUGGCAACUUCGAGAUUGAUUCCUGAGAUAACUGCCAGGUUCAAGAAUAAGCCAACCUGUGAAAUUCGUGCUGCAACACCGGAUGUCAUGGAAUACCUCUGGGGUAAUUUGGGCAUGCUGCCUUCGUUUGUAUCACGGGAUCCGCAAUUGCAAGAAGAUAUUGUUCGCAAGAUCACCGAUGCCGCUGAUGGAAUGUUCCUCCUCGCACGGUUGAUGCUAGAAUCCUUACAACACAAGUCCUCACCUAGAAAGAUGAAACAAGAACUCAACGGCUUGACAAGUGUUGCCAGUCACUAUGAUAUUGCCUACGACACUGCGUACGAUAAGGCCAUGGAGCGAAUUCAGGGCCAGGUCCGUGACCAGCGAAAGCUAGCCGAAGAGGCGUUAUCUUGGAUAGCCUGUGCAAAAAGACCCCUCACAGCCCUGGAGUUGCAAACCGCUCUAGCUGUGGAGCUUGGGGAGUCAAUGUUCUACGAGGACAAUGUACCUGAUCUGGAAGACAUUAUAUCUGCAUGUGCGGGUCUGGUCACGACUGUAGCACGUGCUUCGGGCGACGUGAUCAGGUUGGUUCACGCCACAGCAAAGGAGUAUUUCGAGAGGAAAUGGACAGUUUGGUUUCCAGAUGCACACUGCAGAAUUUCCACGACAUGCGUCACAUAUCUGUCUUUUGAUGUCUUUGAGGAAGGCAUCUGUUCUAACCAGACCGAUUUCGAAGCACGGCUCCACAAAUACCCUCUGUACGCAUAUGCUAGUAUGAAUUGGGGGCACCAUGCUCGCAGUCAACCGAUAGAUGAGAGUCUGAUGAUUGAGUUUCUGAGCAACAGACUCAAAGUCGAUGCUAGUGUCCAGGUGCUCUUUUAUCUUGGGGGGUACUUCACGCAUAGUGGGUACAACCGCAACGAGCCUCCGGGGUUCACGGGAUUACAUCUAGCUGCAUACUUUGGGCUACUGAGUGUGGUUAGCUGUCUACUCACAAGAAGCCCCGAUCUUGUGUCAACCAGGGACUCGAUGGGCCGGGUCCCCCAAGCUUGGGCAGCUUACAACGGCCAUACCAAAUUGAUGGAGGUUUUCAUGAAUUACGGGCUUGAUGCAAAACUCAAAGAUGGGGCUGGUCGGACACUAAUGUCCCUGGCAGCUUCGAUGGGCCAUUCUGAUGUUGUGAACUACUUUUUGGAGCAGCAAGUCGACCCAAACAUUAGAGACGCCGAUAACCGAACUCCUCUCUCGUGGGCAGCUUACCGAGGUCACCUUGAAAUUGUCAAAUCCUUGCUUGAGAAGGGAGCAGAUCCUGAGGCCAGAGAUGAGUAUGGCAGAACGCCUCUUCUAUGGGCGAGCUAUGAAGGCUGGGUCGAGGUAGUCAAGCUCCUCCGGGAAAAAGACGUGGACAUCGAGGCCAGUGACAGACUUGGUCGAACUGCGCUCUCCUGGGCCUCAGAAAACGGACAUGUAGUCGUGGUGAAGCUGCUGCUGGAAAAAGGAGCCCGACUUGACUCGAAAAACGCAGAAGGCCGUACGCCUCUGUCCUGGGCUAUACAAAGCCAGCAAGAACCAAUCUGUUCGCUUCUCACACCAUCGCAGCAGACUAGAGAUGCAGCUUCUCAGUCUUUCAAUCUCGAUACAAAUGCUUCAGGUCAAGUACCUCCCGAUAUCUCUGGCUCACUGGGCGCAAAAAUCAAUCAAGUCCCAGCCGCAAAGCCCACCGAGGUCGAUCAACCCAAUUUUGAUGAUGGACGAUGCUUUCAGUGUCCAUUGUGUAACCGCUCUUCCCUGACGUCAAACAAGCAUGUUCUCCAAAGACAUGUGAGGGAUCUACACUUUCCUCGAUUCAGAUUGGUCUGUCCAGAGCCCAAUUGCCCCAGAUCAUUCCAAAGGAAAGAUAAAUUCCUGAUUCAUAUGAAGGAUCAACACCAGAAAGAUAUCCAGGCAGAGGAAAUAAAUGCAUGUCAAAGAGAGGAGCCACUUCCGGAGGGCUGCGUUAUCUGCGAAAAGCAGGUUACUUCCUGGGAAAUUUUCUAUACGUGUAUUGAGACACAUAUUCAGGCACACUUUGUCACUUAAGAAAGUCCAUAGAAGGAUUAUUGGACAUAAAUUUGAUACCGGGACAUUGCGUGGUGAGCCUCUAGCAAACGAUCUGACAUUGUUACUCG